This is a messenger RNA of Nannochloropsis gaditana CCMP526, 465 nucleotides long. RefSeq names its product atp-dependent rna. Bases 1 to 465 code for a protein of 154 amino acids. The record is from RefSeq and is a predicted model, not a curated record. The transcript has 4 exons.
AUGACGUUAGCGGCAGCGUUGGGACAGGACGAGGAAGGGGGAGGGGACGCCAUAAUAUCUGCCAAAAAUGCUGGCCAAGGAGGCAUUAGGAGAAAACGGGAUUCGAGGGGCAACCUGAUCGAGCCAGAGGCCUUGCAAGACGCCCGAAAGAUGAGCAAGAGCAUGAAAAAGAGGAUGGCGCAGAUCUCGCUGCGAAAGGAGAAGGAGGCGAGGCGGGCCAAUUUGUAUCAGACCCUGGCCCGUCAGGCCCUUGAUCCUAGCUUGCAGACUCUCUUUCUCUCUUCCAAAGGCUUCUCCCACGGGAAGGAAUCUUUGAAGAUUCGCCUGGGCAGGGCCUUGGAAAGACAACGGGCGGGUUUGCCUGUCGAGGACGAGGAGGCGGCCAUGCUUUUGUACCGGGAACGAGCCACGCAGGAGGAGGGGGAGGGCAUUUUCAGACGAGUGGGACGAAAGGCGCCGCCAUAG